This is a messenger RNA of Phaethon lepturus (White-tailed tropicbird), 626 nucleotides long. It is a transcript of the gene RNF114, whose product is annotated as ring finger protein 114. The record is from RefSeq and is a predicted model, not a curated record. Lineage: Eukaryota; Metazoa; Chordata; Aves; Phaethontiformes; Phaethontidae. The transcript has 5 exons. The annotation marks the transcript as partial. Gene Ontology annotation, molecular function: ubiquitin protein ligase activity. Gene Ontology annotation, biological process: ubiquitin-dependent protein catabolic process; protein polyubiquitination.
CUUUUGCACUCCGUGCUUGCAGGAAUGUCUUAAGCCGAAAAAGCCAGUUUGUGGUGUCUGCCGCAGUACCCUGUCACCUGGCAGCAGAGCUCUGGACUUGGAAAAGCAAAUUGAAACAACAGAAACCACUUGCAAUGGCUGCAAUAAAAAAAUGUAUCUCUCAAAGAUGCGUAGCCAUGCAGCUUCUUGUUCGAAGUACCAGAACUAUAUAAUGGAGGGUGUAAAAGCUGUAACUAAAGAACCACUUCAUAACACCAGGAACUUCCCAAAUCGCUUUACCUUUCCUUGCCCGUAUUGCAGCGAGAAAAACUUUGAUCAAGAAGGACUAGUUGAACACUGCAAAACAUUGCACAGCAUGGAUGCAAAACAAGUGGUUUGCCCAAUUUGUGCCUCAAUGCCAUGGGGAGAUCCAAAUUACAGGAGUGCUAAUUUCAUGGAGCACCUUCAAAGACGACAUCGCUUUUCGUAUGAUACUUUUGUGGAUUAUGAUGCUGAUGAAGAUGAUAUGAUGGCACAGGUUUUGAUGCGUUCUUUGCGGGAUAAAUGAACCAACUAGAAGAUGAACUGUAAAACCAAGCUUCCAUGAGGGGGAAAUGCCCAGCAUCCUCACAGUUCUCCCUGUACAU